ACUUGACUUUUGUCCUCCCCCCAGGACCCUGCAGCUGAGGUGCGAAUGAAGGUGGCGUCCAUCACGGAGCAGGCGCUCACCCUGGUCAACAAGCGACUGGGUCUGUACCGACACAUGGACGAAGUGGUCAACCGCUACAAACAAUCCCGCGACAUGGGAGCGCUCAACAGCGGCCGGAAGACCCUGGAGGCAGACCACCGCGCUCUCACCAACGAGAUCAGCUCACUGCAGGCUCGCCUUAAGACCGAAGGCUCCGACUUGGCAGAUAAGGUCGGGGAGGUGCAGAAGCUGGACGGGCAGGUGAAAGACCUGGUGUGCCGAGCCAGCCAGGAGGCGGAGCGACUGGUGGCCGGCAAGGUGAAGAAGGAGGCCUACAUCGAGGGAGACAAGAACCUGGCCAGCAAGAGACUGGAGCUCAUCGGUCGUAUCGACAGUCUGCUGGACGCUCUUUAAACCACGCACCAACAUCAUCAUGUGUAUGUAUGACCACCCAAAUAAAUGUGACACGUGCUUUUUUUUUUUUUUUAACACAUCAUGUACAGCCAGUAAUUGUCAUCUCGGGGUCACAAUGAGUUUAUCCAAACACUCGUGCCUUGUGAUAAACCGGAUCACUCUUCUUGGCUUCGUUAGCUCGGUCACAUUUUCACAUUUAUAUCCCAGCCCUUUUUUUUUUUACGGGUCUAAGUUUUCACAAGUCUGGAAAAUAAUUAUAGUAAAUUGAAAGUGUUUUCUUUUCUCACACCAAUUCUACAUUUUCUAAAGUGGCUUUAUUACUAAUUUUCUCCCUUUUUGCACUUAGUAUUUUUCUACUUGCCCCAGACAUGAACAAUCUUAAAGCUCUGAUAUAGUUUUUUAUGUCUGGAACCAUUAUAAGUUUGUCAUCUUUUCUAUACUUUGGGGUUUUCACUGAGAUUAAGUUGGGUGAGAAAAGAAAUAGAAAGCUGGCAUGUUUAAAUAAAAAAACAUUUGGAGUAACAA
Messenger RNA from Nerophis ophidion (straightnose pipefish), 978 nucleotides. Its product is annotated as dolichyl-diphosphooligosaccharide--protein glycosyltransferase subunit 1-like. The coding region runs from base 46 to 453 and encodes 135 amino acids. The transcript is spliced from 2 exons. The record is from RefSeq and is a predicted model, not a curated record. NCBI's taxonomy places the organism in Eukaryota, Metazoa, Chordata, Actinopteri, Syngnathiformes, Syngnathidae.